AUUUCACGCGCCGGAAAUGCUGAUCUCAGACGUGUUUAACGCUGAUGUGUUACAGGAAUUAACACGGAGCGAUUUUGUCUUCAAGUUUUCAAUGCGGCUACAUAAACGUAGCAAAGGUGGGUUCGAGGACAGCGUGUUGUAAAGGACACAGUGGAAACGACCACAAGUAUAUCCCUGAGAGCUAAUGGCGCCCAAAGGCAAAGUUGGUACGAAGGGAAAGAAGCAGAUUUUCGAGGAGAACGAGUCAACCCUCAAGUUCUAUACAAGAGUCAUUCUGGGAGCUAAUGCCAUAUAUGUUGCUGUAAAUCUUUUGAUCUUCUACAAUUCAUCUACUUUUUGGACAUGGCUGUUAUUAGCAUUUGCGCUAGCUGUCUAUAUUGGGAGUUACCGCUCCAUGUCCACGAUGGCCAAACCGGUGUUUGCUGAGGACGGAAGUCUCCUUGACGGAGGAAUAGACUUAAACAUGGAGCAGGGAAUGGCCGAGCACCUGAAGGAUGUCAUCCUGCUCACAGUGUUUGUCCAAGUGCUCAGUUGCAUCUCUUCGUAUUUUUGGUAUCUGUGGUUGCUGGCGCCGGCUCGCGCUGCUCACCUGCUUUGGGUGAACAUUCUGGGCCCCUGGUUUUCUGCAGAGAGCCCGUCCGCACCGGAGGAAGUGAACGAGAAGAAGCAGAGAAGACAAGAUCGGCGACAGAUGAAGAGAUUCUGAUGCUGCACAGCAAACAAAGCAGUAUUUUUUUUAUACACAGGAUCUAUUAUAAUCCUAAAUUAUUACCGAGAAGAAGUUUUCUUGUGACAUUCAACGCAAAUCUGGUCUUGUCAUCAUGUUAUUUCCAUGUUUGUUUGCUUCCUGCAUGCAAUCCAGUUGACUUUGUAAAUGACACCGGCUUUGACCUCAUGUAAAGCUAUUUGGCCUGUUGGCACCUGUACAUUUUUCUGAUGUGCUGCACUUCAACAUCCUCGCCAUACACAUGAAACUGAGUUCAGUCAUAUUAUACUGCAGGGAUGUUUUUGUCUUGAGUUAAUUUCUUUUUAAUUAAAAAAAGUGACAAUA
Molecule: messenger RNA, 1051 nt
Organism: Hippocampus comes (tiger tail seahorse)
Lineage: Eukaryota; Metazoa; Chordata; Actinopteri; Syngnathiformes; Syngnathidae
Gene: tmem208
Product: transmembrane protein 208
Exons: 6
Coding region: 185-706 (173 amino acids)
Biological process (GO): vacuolar protein processing
Cellular component (GO): intracellular membrane-bounded organelle
Source: RefSeq, a predicted model, not a curated record